AUGGCUACUAUCACCAACUUCUGUGCUGCUCUGUCUGUCGCCAUCAUCUUUGCCAUUUCACAUGCUACAAGUUCGACAAGCGAGCCUACAAUUUCAGCUUCUCCAUCUGUUCUACCGUAUGUAACGGCACCCAAUAUGUCCUCAUUUUUCCCCUCUCCGAGUGUUCAAGGGCCUCCAAGUUCUACCACUCCACCUAAUUCAGAGACACUUGCGCCAGUACCAAGCUCAGGCCAGUUUGUGGGAAAAAGCUCCUCCGAUUCUACUAGGCUUGACAGUGGCAUCCUCAUUUCAGGUUUUGGGCUUCUCGAUUUCAUUGACUCAAGUCCAAGCUCAGGUACUCUCACCUCCCAUCAAUCUGCUAUCAAGAUGAAUGACCCUGCUUCAGACAACUCAGACGUAGGACUCCAUCUCACACUUGACGACUCAACUGCUGAUCAAGAUAAGUUGCAGAAACCAAAUGAUGCUGUUGAUGCACUUCAAAGUGACAUUAUCCUGAACAACCAUAUUGCACUAUUUAAAUUCAAAUGCAUAACUAUAGUGUAUAUCUAUAAGAAACCCUGGCAGUGCCGGUGUGAGCCAGUGGAACACAUACAAAUAUCUGCGAGCGUCAUCGUCGCUUUCAUUUCUGUAUUCCGACCUCCGACCUCUUGUAACUCCCAUACAGUCAGAUUCAUUCUCUCCGCCCCUCUCUGGUUUCUUCCAAUGGCUCUCUCAGAAAAAACAUCGCGUCAGUCUCUGAUCCCCAGCUUCCUCUACUCUUCUUCUCUCUCCCACAAAACCCUACCUCUCGAUAAUAUCAUUUCCCCCCCUAAUCUUAACACCCUCUUCUCUCAACCCUCGUCUCCCAGUAGCAACGUCUUUGUUCCCGCCCCUAGCGAGCCUUCCAAGAAGAUCGAGAUGUACUCCCCACAAUUCUACGCCGCCUGUACCUUCGGAGGCAUCCUCAGCUGUGGUCUCACUCACACGGCCGUCACUCCCCUCGACCUCGUCAAAUGCAAUAUGCAGAUUGACCCUGCAAGGUACAAAAGCAUCCCAUCUGGGUUUGGAGUGUUGCUGAAGGAGCAGGGCGCCAGAGGCUUGUUCAGGGGUUGGGUACCAACCUUGCUUGGUUACAGUGCUCAGGGUGCUUGCAAGUUUGGAUUCUACGAAUUCUUUAAGAAGUACUACUCUGACAUUGCUGGACCUGAGUAUGCAUCCAAGUACAAGACCUUGAUCUAUCUUGCUGGUUCUGCAUCUGCUGAGUUCAUUGCAGAUGUUGCACUUUGCCCUUUCGAGGCAGUGAAGGUCCGUGUUCAAACACAGCCUGGUUUUGCUAGAGGUCUUUCAGAUGGGCUUCCUAAGUUUGUUAAAUCUGAAGGCGUUCUGGGAUUGUACAAGGGUAUAGUUCCUCUGUGGGGACGUCAGAUUCCAUAUACAAUGAUGAAGUUUGCAUCUUUUGAGGCCAUUGUGGAGAAUAUUUAUAAGUAUGCCAUCCCCACUCCGAAGGACCAGUGUAGUAAAAGUCUGCAGCUUGGUGUGAGUUUUGCUGGUGGAUAUGUGGCUGGUAUAUUCUGUGCUAUUGUGUCUCAUCCUGCUGACAAUCUUGUCUCUUUCCUCAACAAUGCCAAAGGGGCAACUGUCGGUGAUGCCGUGAAGAAGCUAGGUUUGUGGGGUCUGUUUACCCGCGGGCUUCCUCUCCGUAUUGUCAUGAUUGGAACUCUUACUGGAGCUCAGUGGGGAAUCUAUGACGCCUUCAAAGUUUUCGUGGGAUUGCCAACCACUGGCGGGAUCACUCCUGCUGCUCCCACUGAUGCAACCGAGCUUGCAAAGGUGUAGGAUUGCUGAUGAUCAGCAUAAUUUUUGUCAUUUCAAGGAAGUUAGGAAAGACAUCCUACGGGGGCAAAAUAAACAGAGGAUUGCUGAAUCUGUUUUGAUGGCUCCCAAGGCAGUGGGGGAGUAAUAGUAUUUAUUCUUUUGAAUAUGGAACUGUAUCCAAUUUUCCUAGUGUGAAGGAUGGUUUUGUUCUCAUCCUUCUGACUGCUCUAAUACUUAGUUAGGGCUAUAAUGAAUUUGCACACUGAUGUUUGGAUCGUGUUUCCCCGCAAGCACGGGUCAAAAAAUAAUGGGCGCAUUGAGUGA
Molecule: messenger RNA, 2118 nt
Organism: Carya illinoinensis
Lineage: Eukaryota; Viridiplantae; Streptophyta; Magnoliopsida; Fagales; Juglandaceae
Product: mitochondrial phosphate carrier protein 3, mitochondrial-like
Exons: 8
Coding region: 1-1815 (604 amino acids)
Biological process (GO): mitochondrial phosphate ion transmembrane transport
Cellular component (GO): mitochondrial inner membrane
Molecular function (GO): phosphate transmembrane transporter activity
Source: RefSeq, a predicted model, not a curated record